GCAUCAAACUGCGAACAACUCCAUGGCCAUAGUUCAGAUAGAAUACGGUCUGAGCCUUGAGAGAUGGAUCCGAAAUCUGCAGAUUCACGUAAACGAUUACACCAACUGCCUAAGGACUCUAGUCUCGGCCAUUUAUUUCGCGAAACUAGGUAUGAUCCACCCUGAAUUGAUUAGUCCUAAAAGAAUCAGCGAGAUAGCAGAAAAGGUACGAAAACUCAACCCGGACAGUGAAUUCCCAGUACCACGAGGAGAGAUCCGAAGCGAGGAACUCGCGGCGAUUUCCUCGAUAAGGGUCGGACACGCUGAGAACCGCCUAAUCUUUGAGCUGCGAAUCCCGCUCCUGAUGCGUACGCAUUUCACCACCUAUAAAAUGCAUCCUUGCUCCGUGCUGCAGAAAUACGACGAACGCGACGACCAGUUUGCAUACAUAAUUCCUAAGAAUCCUUACCUAACCAUUUCAUCGGACCACGAACUAUAUAUGACUACUGACGACAUGUACAUGACACAUUGCAAGCAAUCACGACACUACCAAAUUUGCAGUCCCAAUCAACCACUUUUUAGGACUAUCUCCCAACCGACCUGCGAAAGUUCCCUCCUAACAGCUCCAACACAAGAAGCCUUAUCUUCGUGCGACAUACGACUAACCUCGACCUUAGACCCAGUAUGGAUAUAUCUAAACGUACUCAAAGGAUGGCUCUACUCAACAGCAGUAUCGGAACCUCUGAAACUAAUCUGCGACGGGAAUCUCACCGAAACGAUACCGCUCGGUGGCGCAGGAAUCUUACAAGUUCGCCCGGGUUGUAGUGCCCGCACGACCUACAUUUCCUUAACGGGAAUAGAAAUAAUUAAAGAUGCAGAACAAUACUUUUAUACACCAUCCGUGUCGCUCGAAGUUAGUAAUCUAAUACCGGAGAUACGCGAGCUCUAUCGUCAAAACCACGGCGAGCCCGCGCAACACUUGAACCCAGGACAAUCUGUGGGUACGAAAUACAAGCAGCGCGAAACAUCGCUGAACCAGCUGGUCACCGAGCUAAAUGAGAUGGAGACUCACCAUCGCGAGCGCACGGUGCACCGACCCCUCUUGUAUAGUGCAAUAGGAGGAACGGCCCUGCUGACUAUCGCGAUUACGCUUUAUCUCUUUAAAAUACAAACGAUGAGGGCAUGCGCCCAAGCCAUACGCUGUUGUCGACCCAAGCGGAAAUACGAUCCCGAAUCCGCCAGCGAACAAACACCCAGCGAUGAGUCAGCCACUCAGCAGACACCACCACCAGUAGUCCCCAAACGCACGCUCCCCGCUCAGUGAGCCUCCAAUGGAAAAUGCUAUGAAGGGACAGGAAAACCGGGAAAAACACCACUAGACACACACAGAGUAUACAUUCACACUACGAUAUACAUUUAUUAAAAAAAAAAAAAAUAUACAUAUUCUUCAACUAUACAACAUAAAACUAAUCUACAGGAAGACUGGGGCCGGACGUCUGUCCCUACCUCCCCCCUCCCCAGCCGGCGGUCAUUCUGUAACAGAAAAACAAAGGAGUAUUAGAAGGGGAAACAUCAGAAUGAAAAACAUGUAAAGACAUACGCUUAGAAUUUGACGCUUACCAUUAGUACCACCAGCUGUUCACAUCUACAGUGAACGGAGAUCGCCGAACAGGCGCCCGAAGGAAAAAAUGUCCUCCCCGCCCCAGUCCUCCUCCUCGAACAUCCGCCACCCGGAGAGCGCACCUCUCGCGUCUUGGCGCGCCCUCCGCUUAGCGACCAUAUCCGCCACCCUGAUGUAUCCAACCAACUAAAAAAAAAGGGGAGAUCCAAAUUAUACACACCACAAGCGCGCCCCUAAAACACCAGCACACAGGCAACACCAGACGAUCCUACUUACCGAAAUUGUAACUACCGCGAUGCCCAUCCUAGCUCCCUUUUAUUUUUCUCUGACACGGUCUUUAUACUUCGGAUGGCAGAACAAGAGUGAAGCUCAGGUCCACAUCCAACCGUUAGCAUAAAGUUAGAAAAGUGGGGAUCUUCGAUAUCAUCAGCAAAAUCACAGUCACAUCAUGCACCAUAUCACUUACCUCGAAGCACACACAAACCAAAAUUGUAAUGUAAACUACACUCGCGAACACCACCACGCAAAUUCUCGGAAACUCUGUAACACCAUUGAAAACGGGGAAAUUACAAUUAAUUUUUCCCGAAGAUGAAGAACGCAUGCCGAUUCGCGAGGAUCGGACAUAGGAAAUUGUUACGCCCACCACACCCACCUCAGACCCUGACACGCCUCAAGAAGACGUCACUCUCUACGCUCCCCAACGAAGAAGGAUGUCCACCUCCAAAUUCACCCGGAGGGACGAGAGGAAGCAUCACCAA
Molecule: messenger RNA, 2358 nt
Organism: Cephus cinctus (wheat stem sawfly)
Lineage: Eukaryota; Metazoa; Arthropoda; Insecta; Hymenoptera; Cephidae
Exons: 2
Coding region: 23-1303 (426 amino acids)
Source: RefSeq, a predicted model, not a curated record